AUGGCGAUGAGAAUUCCCUUCGACCAGUCUGUAUGGUAUGAAUACCUUGCCGGUCAAGAAGCCCAGUUACCUCCUCUAAAUGACAUUGAACACAUAACCGAUCGAGUUGUGCGCGUAAUGGGAGGGAAUCCGGGUCUCACGCAGUUACAAGGUACCAAUACCUAUCUUGUAGGGACCGGUAGAUCUAGGAUUAUUAUUGAUACCGGCGAGGGUCUGCCAUGCUGGAUUGAAAGAGUGGUGCAACUUGUUCGGGACCAUCAGCUUGAGAUCUCACACAUUCUGCUGACGCACUGGCAUGGAGACCACACCGGCGGUGUCGCUGACCUCGUCGCCUACAACACGGAACUGGCUUCGAGAGUGUACAAAAACCAACCCGAUCGCGGCCAAAAUGGCCUCGUUGAUGGACAGGUUUUCGCCAUCGAGGGCGCCACCUUGCGAGCUAUAUUCACGCCUGGUCACGCGGUGGACCAUAUGUGCUUCGUCCUGGAGGAGGAGAAUGCGCUGUUCACGGGCGACAACGUGCUUGGUCAUGGAUACUCGGUCAUCCAGGACCUUGCAAUGUACAUGAAGAGUCUGGUGCGGAUGGCUGCGCUGCGCUGUACAACAGGCUACCCAGCGCACGGAGCCAAAAUCGAAGAUAUGUCGGCUAAGAUGCAGGAGUACAUUACACACAAGGAGUUUCGAAUUCAGCAGGUAUUCUCGACGCUAUCACAGAAUAGGAUUGUUGAGUCCUCAGUGAGUGUGCCGCAGGUAGUAGGAAAGGGCAAGGGCGGUGGUAUGACGUUGGCAGAGAUCGUCCAGUCUAUCUAUGGCGAUGUACCGGUCGAUUUCGUCGAGAAGGCUUUUGCGCCCUUUCUGACCCAGGUCUUGUGGAAACUAGCCGAGGAUCGAAAAGUUGGGUUUGAACCGGGGGAGCCGAUGAAGAGGAAGUGGUUUGGGUUGUCGGUCCGUGAAGUGCAGCCAGAUUCCGACUGA
Penicillium malachiteum is the source of this 975-nucleotide messenger RNA. It is a transcript of the gene nscB, whose product is annotated as metallo-beta-lactamase type thioesterase nscB. NCBI's taxonomy places the organism in Eukaryota, Fungi, Ascomycota, Eurotiomycetes, Eurotiales, Aspergillaceae. Bases 1 to 975 code for a protein of 324 amino acids. The record is from RefSeq and is a predicted model, not a curated record. Gene Ontology annotation, biological process: secondary metabolite biosynthetic process. The transcript is spliced from 2 exons.